UCGAGUCGGAUGCGGUGGUGGUCAGGAGGCUGAUGGCCGAGCAGCAGCUGUUGCAACACCAACAACAUACCAAUACACAGCAUACACAACAUCAACACCAGCAACAGCAGCAUCCAUCAGUGGAAGAUGAACAACAACAACACAACAACCCACAGAAACAGCAACAACAACAAGAGCAGCAUCCCCAACCAGAUGUGGAUCCACAACAGAAAAAGGUGAAACAAGAGCAGCAAGAACAGGAACAUCCAAAGGAUGUGGAAAUGAUGCACCAACAGCAGGCGGAUGAUCAAGACACACAACAGCAACAAUCACAAAAACAGCCGCACCAUCACACGGAUCAACAACUGGAGACGGAUAUGGAACUAGAUCUGGACCUGGACUUUGAUCAGGAAUACAUUGAGGGUAUGGAAUACGAGGAUGAGGAAGAUGUCGAAGUCGAUGUGGAUGUGGACGUCGAUGUCGAUGUUGAUGUCGAUGUGAACGAAGCAGUGGGCAACGACAACGAGGAGGAGGUUGAGGAAGAGGAGGAGGAGGAAGAGGAAGACACAGACGAUGGUACCAUUGUCGAGGACAGUGAUGCCACCAGUUGCAGCAGUUGUCGUCGCGCCGAAGUGGAGGAGCUGCAACAGCUUCAACAGCAGCAGGAGGAGGAGCUACUCCAACAACAACAACCAACAAUGCAACAGCACCAACAACAAACACUAAAACAAACACUACAACAGCAGCCGGGGCACGUGGUGGAGGUACCUGCGGCUGUGGUUCCAGCUCCUGUUGCACCUGUUCAGGAUGAUGACGACAACGAUGAUGACGAGGAUCUGGAUGUCGAUAUCGAUAUCGAACUUCCAUCGGUAGAUGGUGCCUAGAUCCUCGUCGAACGAUUAUAGUUCCAUAUACGCACACACACAUGCGCAGUCGCAGCAUCACCAACCUCAGCAGCAGGAAAAACAAGAGCAACAACAACAGAAUGUUCGUCCGUGUGGCAUGGUGCUAAUGAACGAAAUACCCAAAUUUUGUUGCUUUGGGUAUUUCAAUCAUUGAUUGAUCAGACACUAAUCACAGACACAAGGACACACGCCUCCAAAAUUUUGGACAAAACAAAAUGUGUUUACACACACCCAAAAUACACCGCUAGAUAGAUCCGAUUAUAUAUAUACAUAUAGAUAUAGAUCGCGGAUCGCAGAUCGUAGUAGGACCAACGCCGCUAAAAUCAUCAAUUUAUUAGAUAAUUUCCCCAUCUGGCAACAACAACCACCAAAUCGAUAUAUAUAUAUACACGUGCAUUUUUCCCUAUUUAUAUGUAUUUGAGAAUUGUUUUAUUGAUCGAUAUGAUAUGAUGUAACAAAACUCAAACACAAAUAUUUUUAUUUGUUUUCUGUUUCUUUUUUGUUUUAAAGACACGAAAAUUAUUGCAACAAACUCAAAUCACGAUUAAAAAUAAUGUUGAACUUAAAUG
Molecule: messenger RNA, 1453 nt
Organism: Drosophila guanche
Lineage: Eukaryota; Metazoa; Arthropoda; Insecta; Diptera; Drosophilidae
Product: probable serine/threonine-protein kinase fhkB
Exons: 1
Coding region: 33-863 (276 amino acids)
Source: RefSeq, a predicted model, not a curated record